Messenger RNA from Portunus trituberculatus (swimming crab), 1322 nucleotides. RefSeq names its product aprataxin-like (gene Aptx). Gene Ontology annotation, cellular component: nucleus. The transcript is spliced from 4 exons. The record is from RefSeq and is a predicted model, not a curated record. Gene Ontology annotation, molecular function: DNA 5'-adenosine monophosphate hydrolase activity; single-strand break-containing DNA binding; single-stranded DNA binding. Gene Ontology annotation, biological process: single strand break repair; double-strand break repair. The coding region runs from base 26 to 625 and encodes 199 amino acids. Lineage: Eukaryota; Metazoa; Arthropoda; Malacostraca; Decapoda; Portunidae.
GGGGAGUCUCCAUGGCGAUGCGAAGAUGGCGACCAGCACGCCUACCAAGCGGGCCGCCCCGUCCUCCAACUCUCAGCGGCCUGCUAAGAAAGGACACUGGUCUCAGGGGCUUCUCGAGUCCAUGAACGAUCCCAACCUCAUCGUGGAAUCGGAUGAGCGAAUCGUUAUCAUCAAGGACAAGUAUCCCAAGGCUCGCUAUCACUUUCUGGCAAUUCCCAAGAUCAAUGUGCCUAACCUGAAGGCACUAAAGAGGGAGCAAAGUGAGCUACUGCGGUACAUGCAGGACCAAUGCCACCUCCUGGCAUCCAAGUAUCCCCAUGUGGAAUUCAGGUAUGGGUACCACGCCAUCCCCAGCAUGUCCCAGCUACACCUGCACAUGAUAAGCCAAGACUUUGACUCCCCAUGCCUCAAAACCAAGCGACACUGGAACUCCUUCAACACCAAGUACUUUCUGGAUAGUGCAGAUGUGAUCCGGUGCCUGGAGGAGCGUGGCAUGGUGGUGACCAUGACACCCAUUGCUGGUGAGAAGUUACUGGACUUACCCCUCAAGUGCCACAAGUGCAUUUAUUCUCCUCAGAACAUGCCCAAGUUGAAGCAGCACCUCUAUAAGCACUCAAACAAUUGAGGCUUGAUGAGUGUGGAGUGUGGUGCUUAGCUUGAGAGACACUGAUGAGUGUGCUUCCUGAACCCUGGUUGCCAUUAUUCUAAGAAAGUGAAAUCCUUAUGCAGUCAUUGCCUAUAAAUUAGUGGUGUACUCAUUAAAUACCUUUUAUAUUCUCUGGUCCAUGUAUUUAAAUUUAAAUUUAUUCCUUCUUGUAUUUUCACAUAACACAAUCUACACUUUAUACAUACAUUUAUGAAACUGUUCAUUCACAUUCUUUCUAGUUUGCAGACUGAUUUGCUUGAAUACUGAGGAACAAGAGAAUGAGUAGAUAGAGCGAACUUAUUUUAGUCAUUAUCAAGCGGUGUGGUCAUGGGGAUGGGAGAUCAGUGUACUCCUUUAUCAGAGGCUAAGAUGUGCAAGAAUGCUUGUGGAUAUGAUUGUGUGUGUGUAUACAUAGAUGCCAUGUCAUGGCAGAUCCUCUUUGUGAGUAAUGGCAGCAUUAUAUAUUUAGAUGGAAUGAAUGUAAACUCAACUGAAUUUGGUGGGUCAAUUUGCAAGUAUGAGAGAAGCUUGAUAAAAAGGUAAAGUGAGAAGACAAAUAUUUUUGGACUGCUGGAUGCUGGUUUAUUUAUAGUAAUUAUGAUACUAUCUGAUUACACACUGUAAGACAAGUGGCCAGUGUUGGAAUUGAUGCAUCUUUUUAUAAACUGGUUUUCUA